Messenger RNA from Cotesia glomerata, 1437 nucleotides. RefSeq lists its product as uncharacterized. Gene Ontology annotation, biological process: iron ion transport; intracellular iron ion homeostasis. Lineage: Eukaryota; Metazoa; Arthropoda; Insecta; Hymenoptera; Braconidae. Bases 154 to 828 code for a protein of 224 amino acids. The record is from RefSeq and is a predicted model, not a curated record. Gene Ontology annotation, cellular component: cytoplasm. Gene Ontology annotation, molecular function: ferrous iron binding; ferric iron binding. The transcript has 4 exons.
AACUGGUGAAGCAAGUGAAGUAGGUUCUCGAAGCUCUAAGGCACUGCCGAGGAAGGACAGAGAAAAUUCAGUCGUAAUUCGUCAGCAAAACCGUCUCAAUCUAAUAAUUUACCAGCUAUUUAUAUUAUCAGGUUUAUCUCCAUCAAUUAAACCAUGAUCAAGUUUGGAGUAUUACUGGGACUGCUUUUAAUAGGCGUUUGUUCUGGUGAAUUUUGUUUCAAUGAUGUUGAAGCCGCUUGUAGUCCUCGUCCACUCUCUGGCGAUGGUACAAUGCUAAAUUGUAAUGCGAAAUAUGGUGCAAUUGACCAAUUAAUGGUUGACCUGCAAAGCUAUGCCAAUGCAAACAUUGAAACGAGCUUUGAGUACUUACUCAUGUCAACGCACUUUGGUAACUAUGAAACAAACCGUGAAGGAUUCAAAGGUCUUUACCGCAAAAUGUCUGACAGAGCAUGGGAAAAUGCUAUAGACAUUAUUAAAUUCAUCACCAAGCGCGGUGGAAAAAUGGACUUUAAUCAGCUUCCGAGAUUCAAGCGAACUGGCAAGGAGCAACGUGUCGUUGAGCUUUCUGAGAUAAGCAGCUUGGCCAAAGCACUGGAUACCGAGAAACAAAUGGCUGAUGAGGCUAUCCGCGUUCACGGACAAGCUCAACACCAUACCAAACUUGAUUCUUCAGUGGCUCAUUACAUGGAAGAACAGUUCAUGGAACCACAAGCUGAAACUGUAAGAACUCUAGCAGGACAUACUAAUGAUUUGAAGCGUCUUCUCUUUGAUCAUGACGCUUCGUUAUCAAUAUACAUGUUCGAUGAGUACUUGAAAAAAACUUUGUAAUUUAAUUAUUACUAUUUCUAAAAAUUAUCUUCAAAGUUAUUUAUGAUAUUUCAUAUAAAGAGAAGAAAAUUUUAUUGAUUAAUUAAAAUAAUUUAUGUUACAACUACUCUUAUCAUAAUCAAUUUGUAAUUAAAAUUAAAUUCCAUCUAUUCUUUAUCGAAUUAUUUUUUUUUCUUGUAACAAUUGUAUAGAUCAAAUAUAUAAAUAUAUAUCCAUUUUAAAUCUGUAAUUUGUUACAAAUUAAGUUUAUUUGAUAUUUUGAUAAAAAUAAAAUACUUUAAAUUAAAACUAUAUCGCGUAGAUAUUAAUUAAGUAUUGUACUAUUUAUUUAUCAAUACGUGGAUUUUUGGCCUUGAUAUUUUGCACAGUAGAUUUAUAAAAAACCGAUGUCAUGAUACCUAAUUUUCACCCUAUUAAAAUAAAUAUAUUUUUUAAAUAGUUAAAAUUAAAAAAUUUUAAAACUUAUGAAUAAAACUAGAAAUUAAAUGUCAUAAAUUGGUUUGGUUUUUAUCGAUAGUUAAAAUCUUUAAGAAUUAUCCAUUGAAUAAUGGAAUAGAUAGUGAAAUAGAGUAACAAGAUAAAGAGGGAAAUAAAUCGUUAUAAAUUUAA